UACUUAGUGAAUGGAGUCGGAUGCGAAACCAGCAUCCGUGUGUUCACACCAGGUGGGCCGGAAAAGACUUCUUGGUAUGAAAAUUCAUACAAUGCUACAAAACUUAUGUGUUUUCCUAUAACCGUUUGUUCCAUAGAGGACGCAUUGGAGAUUGUUUUCCACGGCUGAAGGCGGGGUGCUUGUUACUCGGACUUUCGGACGACGCCAAGGGCGCCGGGUCGCUAUGGGUGGCUGAAAAGAUCUCACAGAAUAUUAUGUCAACCUCGUUUCAGCAUGCAGAUCAUCUAUGCAUUCUUUGCAGAAGUUUCUUUUUAGGCGUCCACCUCCGUGAAUAUUCCAGCACAGUCGUUUGAACGGUAUAAAAAUCAGGAGAUGUCGAGGUCGGAGUAUUCAGCAUCUCUGGUUUGCUUUCAGUCUUUUGCAUCUCUCACCUUCAUUCAUCAUGUUCACACACGCUUUCCGCCAGUUCGUCUUUACCGCCGCAGUGCUUGCGGUCGUGUCGGCUAUCCCGACUGAAGAACUGGAGGAGCGUUCAAGUUGCACGAUUUCGUCUGUAUCGACCGCUUCAUCCAUCUCGAGUUGCUCUUCGGUUACCAUCUCUGCCUUCACUGUUCCUAGCGGAAGCACAUUGUCACUCUCUCCCAAAUCAGGCGCGACCAUCACCAUGGCUGGCGACAUCACCUUCGCCAAGACUUCUAGCGAUGGACCAUUAUUCACCAUCGACGGCGACGACAUCACAUUCAAUGGCGCAGGAUACUCAUUCGACGGAAAUGGUGCCGACUACUGGGAUGGAGAAGGCACAGACGGCGGUGUCGACAAGCCUCACCCGCUCUUGAAGUUCAAGGGCUCCGGCACCUACUCUGACUUCACGGUAUUGAACAGCCCCGCUCAGGCUAUCUCCAUCGGUAACAGUGACGGCCUCGUCUUCGACAGCAUCACGGUCGACAACAGCGAUGGAGAUACCGAUGAUCUCGGUGCCAACACCGAUGGUUUCGACGUUUCCGCAGAUGACGUGACUAUUAAGAACUCUGUCGUGAAGAACCAGGAUGACUGCCUUGCUAUCAAUGAUGGCUCUAGCAUCGUUUUCGAGGACAACACGUGCUCUGGCGGCCAUGGCAUUUCAAUCGGUUCCAUCUCCAGUGACAAUUCCGUAUCAGACGUGACGAUCUCUGGGAACACCGUUAAGGACUCGAUGUACGGAUUGAGAAUCAAGGUCAAAGCUUCAGCCACUGAUGCGUCUGUGUCUGACAUCACGUACUCUGGAAAUACCAUCACCGGCAUCGACAAAUACGGUGUCUUGAUCACCCAGUCAUACCCCGACGAUGACGGUACCCCCGGAACUGGUGGCCCCAUUUCAGAUAUCAACUUCACUGGAAGCACCACGACCAUCACGGUUGGAGACGAUGCCAAGCGUCUGACGAUCGAUUGCGGAGCCUGUUCUGGAACAUGGGACUUCUCCAAAUUGAAGAUCACAGGCGGCUCAGAGGGUACGGUUGACAGCGACGAUGCUACUAUUUCUGGUGGCUCGUACUAAGCCCGUUAAUUCAACCCUCUCUGUCAGUUAAUAGUAAUAAUCC
Guyanagaster necrorhizus is the source of this 1577-nucleotide messenger RNA. RefSeq names its product polygalacturonase. The coding region runs from base 443 to 1534 and encodes 363 amino acids. NCBI's taxonomy places the organism in Eukaryota, Fungi, Basidiomycota, Agaricomycetes, Agaricales, Physalacriaceae. Gene Ontology annotation, molecular function: polygalacturonase activity. The record is from RefSeq and is a predicted model, not a curated record. Gene Ontology annotation, biological process: pectin catabolic process. The transcript has 15 exons. Gene Ontology annotation, cellular component: extracellular region.